UACUGCGCGCUCCUGAUCCCAAUCGAUAGCUCGGGUAUCGGCAGCAGGGCUGGCUCGCUGAGUGCACACACCUCCUUCCGCUCUCGAUUGAUUGGCCUGUUGGGACGCAAGAUGGCGGAGAAGAUGUCUGGAGGCUCGCAGAGAGCGGGCUCUAAGCAACCUCUUUUGGAGAGUAAGCUUAAAGCAUUCAGUAUUGGGAAAAUGAGUGCCGCAAAGAGAACACUAAGCAAGAAAGAGCAAGAGGAACUGAAAAAGAAGGAAGAUGAAAAAGCUGCCGCAGAGAUUUACGAGGAGUUCCUUGCUGCGUUUGAAGGAGGCGAUGCCAGCAAAGUUAAAACAUUUGUCAGAGGGGGCAUUGUCAAUCCCACAAAAGAAGAACUCGACCUGGAUGAGAAGAAAGGCAAAUUGUAUAAACCUUCCUCACGGUUUUCUGAGCCCAAACCUCCACAAGCAGCACCUAUUGAGCGAGCACCCCCUCAGAUUAUACUUAUGGAACCUAAGAAACCACCUUUAAAGAAAGGAGAGAAAGAGAAGAAGAAAAGUAAUUUAGAGCUUUUCAAAGAAGAACUCAAGCAGAUUCAGGAAGAGAGGGAUGAACGACACAAAACAAAAGGCAGAAUGAGCAGAUUUGAACCUCCACAAACAGAUGGUGAAGGACCGAGGCGCCCACUGGAUUCUCAAUCAAGGAGAAAUAGAGCCUCCGGUGCUCUUGAUGACUAUGCCCCUGGGUCACAUGAUGUUGGGGAUCCAAGCACAACUAAUUUAUAUCUAGGAAACAUCAACCCUCAGAUGAACGAAGAGAUGCUGUGCCAGGAAUUCGGGAGGUUUGGCCCAUUGGCUAGUGUUAAAAUCAUGUGGCCACGAACAGAUGAGGAGAGAGCACGAGAAAGGAACUGUGGGUUUGUUGCCUUCAUGAACAGGCGAGAUGCUGAAAGAGCACUAAAAAACUUGAAUGGAAAAAUGGUUAUGUCCUUUGAAAUGAAGCUAGGGUGGGGAAAAGCUGUGCCCAUCCCUCCGCACCCAAUAUAUAUUCCCCCGUCCAUGAUGGAGCACACCCUUCCACCCCCUCCAUCUGGUCUGCCUUUUAAUGCCCAGCCUAGAGAACGCCUCAAGAAUCCUAAUGCUCCCAUGUUACCACCACCGAAAAACAAGGAGGAUUUUGAGAAGACUCUGUCGCAAGCCAUAGUCAAAGUGGUUAUCCCAACAGAAAGGAAUUUACUCGCUCUGAUCCAUCGUAUGAUCGAAUUUGUGGUGCGUGAGGGUCCGAUGUUUGAAGCUAUGAUCAUGAACAGAGAAAUCAACAAUCCAAUGUUCAGGUUCUUAUUCGAAAACCAGACACCAGCGCAUGUAUACUACAGAUGGAAGCUGUACUCAAUAUUACAGGGAGAUUCACCUACUAAAUGGAAGACAGAAGACUUCCGAAUGUUCAAGAAUGGCUCCUUCUGGAGGCCACCACCAUUAAAUCCAUAUUUACAUGGCAUGACCGAGGAACAAGAGACUGAAACUUUUGUUGAGGAACCCAUCAAAAAAGGAUCGCUCAAGGAGGAACAAAGAGACAAGUUAGAAGAAGUAUUACGCGGUUUAACGCCACGGAAGAAUGACAUUGGUGAAGCUAUGGUGUUCUGUCUUAACCAUGCAGAAGCAGCAGAAGAAAUUGUAGAUUGCAUAGCAGAAUCACUAUCAAUAUUGAAAACCCCUCUUCCCAAAAAGAUUGCCAGACUGUACCUGGUGUCGGACGUCUUGUUUAAUUCUUCGGCUAAAGUUGCCAAUGCAUCAUACUAUAGAAAAUUCUUUGAAACUAAGCUAAGCCAAAUUUUUGCUGAUUUAAAUGCUGCCUAUAGAGCCAUACAGGGUCACCUACAGUCAGAGAAUUUUAAGCAACGUGUUAUGGCGUGCUUCAGGGCCUGGGAAGACUGGGCAAUUUACCCUGAGCCUUUUCUGAUCAAACUGCAAAACAUUUUCCUUGGUCUUGUAAAUAUAGAAGAAAAGGAACCUGAGGAAAUAGUUGAUGACUUAGACGGUGCCCCAAUUAUUGAGGAAGAAUUAGAUGGAGCUCCAUUAGAGGAUGUUGAUGGACUUCCCAUUGAUGUUGCACCACUUGAUGAUUUGGAUGGUGUACCAUUAAAGGCUCUUGAUGAUGACUUGGAUGGCAUUCCAUUGGAUAUCAAUGAUGAGAAAAAGAAUGAGCCGGUUUUCAAAGUUGCACCGUCUAAAUGGGAAGCUGUAGACGAAUCAGAACUAGAAAAUCAAGCUGUAACAACAUCGAAGUGGGAGGUAUUUGAUCAACAUGAGGCAUCUGAUGAAGACGAAAAUCAAAAUCAAGAAGAGGAAAGUGAUGAUGAUGAUACACAGAGUUCUAAGUCAGAGGACCAACACUACUACUCCAACCCCAUUCGCGAUGACAUGUCUGAUUCCAAAUCCAUGAAAUACUCUGAAAUGAGUGAAGAAAAACGUGCCAAACUUCGAGAAAUUGAGCUAAAGGUAAUGAAAUUCCAGGAUGAAAUUGAGUCUGGUAAAAGGCCAAAGAAGUCCGGGCAAAAUAUUCAGGAACAGGUUGAACAUUAUAGAGACAAGCUGCUUCAGAGGGAGAGAGAAAAAGAAAUGGAGCGAGAAAGAGACAGAGAUAAGAAAGAUAAAGACAAGUUUGAUUACCGAUCAAAAGAGAAGAAAGAGAAAGACGACUCAACACCAACCAGAAAAGAGAGGAAAAGGCGUCACAGUGGAUCUCCCAGUCCAUCACGUAGCAGCAGUAGCAAGCGAGGCAAAUCUCCUUCACCAAAAUCUGAACGGUCUGAAAGGUCGCACAAGGAUAACUCCCGAUCCAGAUCCUCUCAUAAGGACUCUCCCAGAGAUGUCAGUAAAAAGGGCAAAAGGUCGCCUUCAGGCUCUCGAACGCCUAAAAGAUCUAGAAGAUCACGGUCAAGGUCCCCAAAAAAGUCUGUGAAAAAGUCCAGGUCGCAGUCCAGAUCCCCACACAGAUCUCACAAAAAGUCAAAGAAAAGCAAACACUGACCGAACAUCACUCUUGCGUUUUUUUUGUUUUUCUUCUUCUUUUUUUAUGAAGAUGUCAUUUACUGAAAUGUUUUUUUUUUCUCUGUGCCUGAGAAGUCCUAUUAAGAAAAAAUUUAAUAAAAAUUGAGAAAAAAAGCGGUAAAAAUAACAGGUUCCAUAAGGAAGCAUUCCUACAAUUUUUGUGAAUGCAUGUGUAUACUUAUGAACAAUUGCAUCUGUAGAAUUUUGUUGCUGUUUUAUAUUGUAAAAAAUCCCAUUGACUGUG
This is a messenger RNA of Hyla sarda, 3277 nucleotides long. RefSeq names its product U2 snRNP associated SURP domain containing (gene U2SURP). The record is from RefSeq and is a predicted model, not a curated record. The transcript has 26 exons. Gene Ontology annotation, biological process: RNA processing. The coding region runs from base 112 to 3012 and encodes 966 amino acids. Lineage: Eukaryota; Metazoa; Chordata; Amphibia; Anura; Hylidae. Gene Ontology annotation, molecular function: RNA binding. Gene Ontology annotation, cellular component: nucleus.